Messenger RNA from Vigna angularis (adzuki bean), 893 nucleotides. RefSeq names its product protein MAIN-LIKE 1-like. The record is from RefSeq and is a predicted model, not a curated record. The coding region runs from base 79 to 774 and encodes 231 amino acids. The transcript is spliced from 2 exons. NCBI's taxonomy places the organism in Eukaryota, Viridiplantae, Streptophyta, Magnoliopsida, Fabales, Fabaceae.
GAAUAAUUUAAUAUUUUUUAGUAGUGAAUUUUUUUAAUUAUUAUAAUAUUAUUGUUAAUAAAGAAAUUUAGAAUAGACAUGGCUCGUACUCGAGGAGGUUCCUCUUCACAUCGCGGAGAGAGUUCGUCACAGGGUGAGAGGCGGAGACCUACAACUUCUGCUCGUAGAAGACGUGGAGCAGUUGAGUCUGAUAUUCAUGUUGAGGACCAAGGAGAUGUGAGGUUUCACGAGGAUGCAGUUGAGGAUCAUGAGGAUGUUGCUGAAGGUGGAUUUCCUGGAGGUCCAUUAAACACUUCAGUAUUGACACAUUACAUUCACCAUGUUGCUUAUGCGAUAUGGCAGGGUCGGGAACGGGAGGAGAUCAAGUUGAUCUCCCAUGGGAAGAAGUUAAACAGAUUAGGAUCCUGCCACGAGGGCAUUAGAGACAUCAUUAAUGGUUAUGGUCUGAUGUCUUUGGUGGGCAUGUCAUAUGACUAUGUUGAUAGGGGUCUACUGUUGGCAUUUGUAGAGAGAUUUCAUUUCGAGACUACUAGUUUCCAUCUCCCCGUGGGUGAGAUGACUUUGACUUUAGAUGAUGUGUCAUCGUUGCUGCACCUCCCAGUUUUAGGGCAGUUAUGUCAUCUAAAGGAAGUAGAUUUUGAAGACAGUAGAUGCGCCAUUGUGGAGCUUUUAGGCGUGGAUGGCGGGAGAGCUGGUGCUGAGUUAACUGCAGCUCACGGUGUGAAAGUCAGAUUGAGCUGGCUUCGAGACAUCUAUGCUGAGCAUUGUGAAUAGCAGCUGUGGGAGUACGCUGCCCGGGCAUACUUGUUGCAUCUAGUUGGAUGCAAUAUAUUUGCUGAUAAGACUGCAACAUCCAUUCACGUGUCUUAUCUUUUUCUCUUUAGAGAUGUACA